Manis javanica (Malayan pangolin) is the source of this 6453-nucleotide messenger RNA. RefSeq names its product DnaJ heat shock protein family (Hsp40) member C9 (gene DNAJC9). Gene Ontology annotation, cellular component: nucleus; cytoplasm. NCBI's taxonomy places the organism in Eukaryota, Metazoa, Chordata, Mammalia, Pholidota, Manidae. The record is from RefSeq and is a predicted model, not a curated record. Gene Ontology annotation, molecular function: heat shock protein binding.
UUAGGCUAACCCAUGUCAAAUCAUCACAUGCCAAUGUCACGCCUUUUUUUAGUUAAAAACAAAACAGCAAUGUAUAGAUUCGACUUAAUAUGAACGUUCCAUAUAUUGACUAAGGUUCGCUGGGGCACGCGGGAGAAGAAGGGCGCCAAGUUUCUAGAGUAAGAGGCUCAGAGCCGUGGAGGAAGAAGUUUCCCUCUCUCGUAAAAGUGGAGACGUCGGCGCGCUCCCUUUAAAUCCAGGUCAAGGAGCGUCUGGCCACGCCCCGUUCUGCAGCCGCCGUAAAGUGCGGCGUCUUGGCCACACCCCUUCCCGUGCUGCUUGUGACGCCGGCAACCUUGGCUUUUAGCGCGGGAAAAGGAAGCAGGCCGGUGCGCUCGGCUGUGAAGUGGGACCGGCUGUUUUCGCCGAGGCUGCCGCCCGGGCGCCUCUGCAGGCCAUGGGGUUUCUGGAAUUGUGCGAGAAAGUGUUCGGCACCGCCGACCUUUACCAAGUGUUGGGCGUGCGGCGCGAGGCCUCGGACGGCGAGGUUCGGCGCGGCUACCACAAGGUGUCUCUGCUGGUGCACCCGGACCGGGUGGGCGAGGGCGACAAGGAGGACGCCACCCGCCGCUUCCAGAUCCUCGGGAAAGUUUAUUCCGUUCUGAGUGACAGGGAGCAGAGAGCAGUGUACGAUGAGCAGGGAACAGUGGAUGAGGAUUCGGAUAUGCUCACCCAAGAUCGGGACUGGGAGACGUAUUGGAGAUUACUCUUUAAAAAGAUAUCUCUAGAAGACAUUCAGGCAUUUGAGAAGACAUACAAAGGUUCUGAAGAAGAGCUGGCUGAUAUUAAACAGGCCUAUCUGGACUUCAAAGGUGACAUGGACAAGAUCAUGGAGUCUGUGCUGUGUGUGCAGUACACAGAGGAACCCAGGAUAAGGAAUAUUAUUCAGCAAGCCAUUGAUGCUGGAGAGGUCCCAUCCUAUAACACCUUUGUUAAAGAAUCAAAGCAAAAGAUGAAUGCGAGGAAAAGGAGGGCUCAGGAAGAGGCUAAAGAAGCUGAAAUGAGCAAGAAGGAGUUGGGGCUUGAUGAAGGAGUAGAUAACUUGAAAGCACUCAUUCAGAGCAGACAAAAGGAUCGGCAACAGGAAAUGGACAAUUUUCUGGCUCAGAUGGAAGCAAAGUACUGCAAACCUUCCAAACGAGGUGGGAAAAAAACAACUCUCAAGAAAGAAAAAAAAUAAUGGAACUUGUCUUCAAAGGUCCUUAGGUGUUAAUUGGUGCCAUUGUAAGCAAGAUACAGUCAAGAUUUGAAGACAAAUGUUAAUCCAACCUUUGAGAAAAUUUUCUUUCCAGCCUCAAGUAUUAAGAUCAACCAUAUAAAUCAAGUAGAAUCUCUCAGUAUGAUUUUAGUAUAUUCUAGAACUCCCCUGACCUUCUGUGAGGUCCUUGUAUGAAGGAAUUUGUUGGUGAUCCUUGAGGGAACUGGGGAGGUGGUGUACUUGUUGACAGCACUUGCUUCUAUGGAUCUCUGUAGGACAAACUCAAGAAUAAGGGCCUAAACAGUUGGCAUUUUGUCACACAGGAGCUUCAGCAUGUUCAGAGUGACAUAUGUGUUUAUUAGAACAGGUACUCUACCUAGAGAGAACAUCUUUUGAACAGCUGCUGGACUUCUAUCUUCCAAAUACUUGCCAGUUUGUUUUUGGUCUUAGUAUUCUUGAAUAGACUCUCUCUCCUUUUUGUUUUACUCAACCAGGUUUUGCACUCUUUGCUUGAAAUAUAGGAGAAAUAGGUGUUCAGAUUACUUCAGGCAUCUUUGUAAGACUUAUACAUGAUUAAGUAAACAAGCACAAAAUGACUAAAAUCUUGGGGCUUUUAAAAUGAUCCCAGUGAUCAUUUAAAAUAUCUAGACAAAACAUGAAUGUUUAGGAUAGAGAAGAGAGAAGAGUAAUCUUAGCAAACAGUACAGUAUGGCCUGCUUUAAAUAGUACAGAGAGAGGGUGUGGUCCUGCCUGUAACUGCUGAAUGUCCUUACAUCACUGAGCUUGUCUGAACUUCUCAUCUGUAAAAGGGUGAGGGAGUUGAGCUAAAUGACUUAGAGGCUCUUUCUGACUUUUAUUAACUCUUAACUUUUAAAGGCAAGCUAUUGUGAUUCAAGAUGGCUUGGAUUAUUAUGUAUUCAUAAUACUGAUUUAUGAGAACAGUAGAGAGGUUUUCAGUUAUAUAUAAUUGAAUUGGUAUGUAUUCAUUGGAAUAUAUGGAAAUUUUUUAGGGACUGUUCAACUUAAAAAAUCUCUGAUUUGUAGACUAAUAUUUAAUACCAUAUGCAUUAAACAAGCCUUCUAUUACUGAGCGUUAUGUAUCAUAAUUUAUCUGAGGUAAGCACAUGACACAUUUUUAGUUUGUGAUUACAAAUGGGUGAAAUACUCUUUAAUUCUAUUAAAAAUAUAAUUUAAUGCGGGUUGUUUGAAGCAUCUGUCUUCAUACGAUAGCAUUAGAACACUUUGAUAUAAUAAAAAAAUUACCCUAAUAUCUGAUCACUUGAUUUUACCCACUCUGAAGAUGAAUAGUAAGAUCUAAAACCAGUAUGAUUAUCAAAAUUAAAGUUGAUGAAAUUUGAAUAAAAUAAAUUUAAGCCACAGUUAAAACCAUGGCUGUAAUUCAUGAUUGCACUCAGGAAAAGGUCUUGGUAAAAUUAGAAGAAUGCUGAAGUUCCUACUUAAACUUAGGAUAUGUUUAUACUUGAUGAAUUGCCAGUUUCUGAAAUUUUUAAGGAAUUUCAUCUUGCUGGCUCUAUAAAUUCUAUAAAUCUAUAACAGAUUCUAUAAAUGUUUUCAUUUACUUUCUUAGGUGCAGGAGAAAAUCUGGAAGUUGGGUUUAAUAUUUAGAAAAAAUAUAUUUAUAAGCACUAAAGUACUUCAAGAAGAUAAGCAUAACCUGGUAUCAAGCAGGCAUUGUGAGGUUGAGCUGUCCUAUCUGAAAAGAAAAUAGGCAUCGUGAUUUAUAACGUAAGUUACUUUAUACUUGUGCUCAACAUUUAUGUCUUUAGUUACCCCAACUGUAUCUUUCUGCCUAUGGAAUUGAACAUCAAAGGAGAAAGUUCUAGGGAAAACAUCUGUUUGAUGAGGAGCUCAGAUUUUUUACAGCACUGUGUUCUAACAGUGACUUAAAACUGAGUAUAGAAAUUAAUAUAAGCAGAAGUAUUCUGAAGCCAGCGAUAACUUAAUGUUAUCAGACAAUCAUUUCCUGCCUUUUGUGUGUGUAUAGUCUCAUAGAAUCCUGUAACUGAUGAUUGUUAACAGACAUGAGCAGUGAUUUGGGGAUAAUUAUUUAUUUGUUACAUCUUUGGGUACAAACUUUACUGUCCAGUGGAAUAGGUUAAUUUAUGCUGAAAGAAGACAGUAACCAGAGAUUGAAAUAGUACCCAUAUAAUUGUUGGCAGGUACUCUGUUGUUUUUUUCUCAAUUGUACCAAAAUAACUCUUUGUGAAGAUGGUUUUACCAUUGUCUCUUGUAAAUGAGCUCUGCAUCACAAGAUGACUGAACACUGAUUCGUGAAAUCUUCCCAUGUAUUCCCUGUAGCCUGAAGCAGGUUCUUCUCAUUUGCUCUAUGGUCCUUGCCUGGUUCUAGAGACUGCGCCUCUGUUUUGAGAUUGCAUAGACCCAUGUAACUGAGGUCCUGUCAGACAAAGGUGACAUCAUAGAGUAACAUUAGUAGACACUCUAGAUUUGGUAAUCUCAAAGGGCUUUUUUGUUCCCAUUAUCAGUUGCACUUUAAAUUUGGAGACUGGGACUAAAUAGUAAAGAUUAUAUUUACCAAGUCAAUACAAUCCACAUUUGCUUAUUUUAUCAUGUAAAAACAAAUAUCCAUAUUAAGAUAUGAAAGCCUUAACCUAGUUUUAGAGAUCCCACUGAUUUAAAAGGACUGUAAUGUCUGUUUUGCUUACCUCAAUGUUAUGCUAGUUAACCUGACCAUCAGUAUGGCUGAAUACAGUAACGAGCUCAUUGCUUUUCAAUGAAAACUAAUCCAAUAGGAUUCAUUGAAGGCAGAAAAAAGACUACCAAACAAUGCCACUAGGAGAUGAACUAAGGGAAUUCACCAGGACUACAGAGCUGGUUUGAAGCAGAUUAUUUUUUAAUAUACUUGCUGAGUAAGCUUUAUUAUUAGCAGGAACCAUUUCAAUUGUCCAGUACUUCUGAAUUUCACCUACUACGUAAUGAGAAUGACCCUGAUGAUGGAGAGAAAACCAUUAUAGGAGGAAUGAACACACCCUUAAAUUUACUCCUGUCACUUCUGUGAAAAUAGAAUCUAAAGAAUAUAAUUUAGAAAUCAAAAAAGUUAAUAGAAUAGAAACAGACUCAGAAUAUUUUAACAUUUUGGAAUUUCUUUUCUUGACCUAGCAGGCUAACUGACCAAAGCAGUUUAAUUCAUAGCAAUACAGAUUUUGCUUACAUAACAAAAAUGCACUCAGUGUUUGAAUGUUAUAUAAAAAUGACUUACUUGGCUUAAAUUUUAGAUUAAAAUUUAGAGGAGUGAGAGGUUAAUUUAUAUAAUUUAUAUAUGAGAAAACAGAAAUCUGGAACUUUCUGGUUCUGAGCAAUAGAAUUCUUUUUUUUAUUAUGUCCCAUCCAGAAAUGAAUUUGUAGUGAUAUAUAAAGAUGUAGGAAAACAAAAAUAUAAUAAAAUCUGGAGGAAGGGAAAGUAAGCAUAGAAAAAAGUAAGACAAAGGCAGGGUCUUAACAUAUUUACAUGGUAAAAUAAGAGUCAUGGUCCUACCUGUCCCUGCAGAGCCCCUACCAGGUUGGGCCUGAUGAGGGUACUCAAUAGUGCAUGAACGAUGAUACUGUGUUUCUGGCUGAAAGAGAGCAAAGAUGAGACACUUCUUAAAAUGUGACUUCUUUCAAAGGAUAGUACUUCAGUAGGUUACAACGGAAAGCCUCAAAAUCAGACAACAAUGUAAAUGGCAUCAUCUGCCAAUCUGAGGGACAGGUUAGCUGAGUACUCUGUUACAUUCCAAGUAAAAAAUCUCAAGUCAGAGACCCACAAAGCCAUUUGCUGAUUUGUAAAAAUUGUAAGUUCUUCAGUUUUAUUAAUCUGCCUUUCAGAAAAUCUUAGCAUUUAUAAAUAAUCCAAUGGUUUAAUAUUUCUGAAUAUUUAUAAUUGACUGCCAAGGGAAUUUUAUCUAUUGCCUCUUAACUGUUGAAAACAACAGAGCCUUUUCUGCAGCAUUGAAAUAUCCAUAACUUUAUCUCCAUACUUGAGAUGUGACUCUCAAAAUGAAACUGAAAUAUGUAAAAAUUACCUCAAAGAAUUUAAAGAUUUUAAGAUAUGACUAAAAUAUUAAAAUGCAAAUAAUCAAAAAUUAAUCGGUGCCAUCCGCCUGGCACUUCUAGAAUAAAAACAUUCUUCUCAGUUCCCUGUCAACAGGGGCACUGGAGUCAAGGGAUCUCAGGAAUUUUUCUGGUGAAGCCCAUGCUUUGGAUCAAAGGUCAGCAAACUUACUUUCUUUGUAGAGGACCAGGAAGUAACUAUUUUAGGUUUUGAGGUAUAUACUGUCGUCAUUGGCAACUACUCACUUGUGGUGGUGUAGUAGGAAAGCAGGCAUAGACAGUAAAUAAUGAAUUAGUGGUGGCUCUGGUCUAAAAACAGCCAGGAAGCUAAAUGGCCCAUGAACCAUAGUUUGCUGACUCCCAUUCUAGAUGAGAACACCAAGGAGCAGAGUGCCAGUCUGGCAGUGCCAGGCCCAUGACUUGGAUCACUGCUCUUAAUUACAUUGAGCUAUGAGUUCAUCUCCCUUUACAUGACAGCAUAUUGGGAGGGAAAUGGCUAAGAUAAGAAAUUUUGUUAUAACUUAUUGUUACAAAUAUCUAAAAAGGAAGGAACUUUGAAGUGUUUUAAUGUGUUCAGUUUAAUUUCUAAGGCAACCACAAAUAAAAUGUUUGAUAGAGAAUCUAGUUACAGAUUACAGUCAUCAAACAGUGCUUAACAAAUGUCCUGGAUCAAAUUACAACACAAAUUUAAUAGAGGUUGUCAAACUUUCUAGGGUUCACAGUGAGUAAGAAUCAAAUGCUUAUUUCCCUUUUGCCUGUGUUCUGGUUUCUGUCCCUUAAGCCCAAGCUCUGUUGGAUUGAAUUUAUGUCUACCUGGAACCUGUGAAUGUGACUUUAUUUGAAAAUAGGAUCUUUGCAGAUAUAAUCAAGAUAAGGUCAUACUGGCCUGGGGUAGGCCCUAAAUUCAAUGACUGGUAUCUUUAUAAGAGGGAAAUUUGGACAGAGAUACACAGUGAAGAAGGCCAUCUGAAAACAGGCAGAAUUUGGAGUGAUGUUGCUUUAUACCAUGAAUACCAAGGAUUGCUGGCAACUGCCAGAUGCUAGGAAGACCUUAGAACCUGUAGAAGUGACAUGGCUCUGCUGAUCCCUUCAUUUUGUACUUCUUGGUUCUGGUUCUGAGAAUAAAUUUCUGUUGUUUUAAGCCACUA